CCCGCUGGACUCCGCCCCCCCCACCCCCAUUUCCUGGAUCGUUUCUCCAGCGCGGAAACAGGACGAGCCCCCCCGCGAGCAGGAUGGAGCCGGAGGAGGGUCUCAGUGGGCCGCCGUGCGCGGGUGCCCGCGGCCCUUCGGCCGCUGCCAUCAUCGGUGCCGAGGACGAGGACUUCGAAAACGACAUCGAGCCCACCCCCGAGGAGCAGAACAGCCAGUUCCAGAGCCUGGAGCUGCUGCGGCAGCACCCGCUGUCCCUCAUGGCCUUCCUGCAGCACGUCGUGCUCCAGUUCGACUCUUGCCCCGUGCUCUGUUACCUGCACGUGGACAUGAUGCGGAGGAUGAACCCCAAGGAGGGCAGGAAGCAAUUCCUGGAAUUCUGCCACUUGUUCCUGGACAAGGCGGGGCUCCUGCGGGUGCCCAUCCCCCACCACGUCCAGUUUGAGCUGGAACGGACCCGUCCGGAGCUGCUGUCGGAGGAGACCCAGCGGCGAUUCCUGCAGGACAUCCAGAACUUCCAGGAGCCGGAGAUCUCCCGGCAGCUGGAAGACUUCAGGUCGAAGCGGUUGAUGGGGAUGACGCCGGGGGAACAGGAGCUGUCGGAGCUGGAGUGGAGCCGCGCCCGGGACCCCUCAGGAUGCGACUCCAAGGAGAAGCAGCUGGCCGAGCAGCUCCUGGCUCGCCUCGAGGAGAUGCACCUCACCAUCUCUUCCGAUGAGGAAAAAAGCUCCGUCAUCUUCGGCGCCAUCGUCGCCUACAUGAAAUUCCUGGGCGUCAGAACCAAGGGUGGCGACACCAAAAAAUCCAAAUCCAACUUUUUCCGUAAAAAGAUUUCCGGGAAGGAGCCCCAGGGAAAGGCCAGGAAGGGUUUCAGCCUCCCCGGGGCCGCUCUGUGGGGUCGCGACGCCCACAGUGCUGAGUUCAGGCAAAGCGAAGGCCUGUCAGUCACCGUGACCCCCCCGGGCGGGGACAGCGCCGAGGCUGAAGCAGGGACGGACCUCCUGGGACCCUCGGAAUUGGGGGACCCCCCCUCGGAGCCCCCCUCCGGAGAGCAGCACGCCGUGGAGGAGGGAGCAGAGAGCGAGAGCCCGGAGCCGGGGGGGCCCGGGGGGGGGGACCCCCCGCCCUUUCUGCCUCGGCAGCCUGAGGAGGCUGUGCCGCGCCUGGAGCCGGAGCUGGAGCAGGAGCCGCCGGCCUGGCGGCAGCUCGCGGCCCCCGAGGCGCUCCUCAGGCUGCCCCAGCGCGAGCUGCGGCGCCAGGAGGUCAUCAACGAGCUGUUCCUGACGGAGCACGCCCACGUCCGCAUGCUGCGGGUGCUGCUGGAGCUCUUCUACCAGCCCAUGCUCCGCGAGGGCUUCUUCGACGAGCAGGAGCUCUCCAACAUCUUCCCCAGCCUCGAGGACCUGGUGGAAGUUCACACCGUGUUCCUCGACAGCCUCAAGAAGCUGCGGGAGGAGAGCGGCUUCAUCAUCGCCGAGAUCGGGGACGUGCUGCUGGCCAGGUUCGAGGGCACCGAGGGCAGCUGGUUCCAGAAGAUCUCAGCGCGCUUCUGCAGCCGCCAGAGCUUCGCCCUGGAGCAGCUCAAGGCCAAGCAGAGGAAGGACACCAGGUUCAACCAGUUCAUCCAGGAGGCCGAGAGCCGCCCGCGGUGCCGGCGGCUACAGCUCAAGGACAUCAUUCCCACGGAGAUGCAGAGGCUCACCAAGUACCCGCUGCUGCUGCUCAGCAUCACCAAAUGCACUGAGGCCGCGGCCGAGAGGGCCAAGGUGGAGCAGGCGGCCGAGUGCUGCCGCCAGAUCCUCAACCACGUCAACCAGGAGGUCCGGGACAUGGAGAACCUGAUGAAGCUCAAGGAUUACCAGCGGCGCCUCGAUCUCUCCAACCUGAAGCAGAGCACGGACCCCCUGCUCAGCGAGUUCAAGAACACCGACAUCACCAAGCGCACGCUGGUCCACGAGGGCCCCCUGACCUGGCGCAUCACCCGCGACAAAGCCGUCGAGGUGCAGGUGCUGCUGCUGGACGAUCUGCUGGUGCUGCUGCAGCGGCAGGAGGAGCGGCUGGUGCUGCGCUGGCAGAGCCGGGCGCUGGCGCCGUGCCCCGAUGGCAAGCAGCUGCUGAGCCCGGUGGUCCGGCUGCGCUCGGCCAUGACCCGAGAGGUGGCCACAGACCACAAAGCCUUUUACGUCAUCAUCAGCUGGGAGAACGGGGCCCAGAUCUACGAGCUGGUGGCUCCCAGCGUGUCCGACCGCAAAAACUGGUGCAGCAUCAUCAGCGACACCGCGGGGUCCCUGAAGCUGCCGGGGGCUCAGAGGGCCAAGGGCCAGCGGCCGGGGGGGGCACACGGCCCCCCGGGCCAGCCGGAUUACCGGGACCCCUCUGAAAAUGGGGGCGGGGCCCUGAAGGAGCCGCUGCCCCUGGACGUGGCGGAGCUGCGGCGGCUGCUGCGGGCGGGGGCCGGGCCCGGACAGGGACCCCCACCCCCCGAGCAGGAUUUGGGGGGGGGUCCCGGCGCGGCCCCCCCCGAGCAGGAGCGGAGACACGCGGGGGAUGGGGCCGAGAGCGACGGGGACCCCCCCGAGGGGGGGGCCACAGGGGGGGCCCCGAACGGCGCCUGGGGGGGGCGGCCCGAGGGGGGGGGGUCCCCCGGAGGAGGGGGGUCCCGAGCUGAGCCCCCCCCCCCGCGCUGGUGCUGCCCCCCGGCCCCGCGGCCUGGCUGGGGGCAGAGCUGGGGGCGCUCCACGAGAGCCUCAGGGGGCUCAAGGAAAUCGAGGAUCAUUACUGGCAGCUCUUCCUGGCCAAGCGUGGCCUCCUCACGUGAGCGCAGGAGCAUCCGCGACCCCCCCUCAAUUCAGGGCUGCAGCGCCAGGAGCCGCCACCGGAGGGCGACAAACGCCGAGCGCCGUUUUUGGGGGGCUGGGAGGGGGGUCCGCACGCCCCCUCCUCUUUUAUUCCAGGGGGAUCCGCAUCCCCCGCCCUCCCCGCUCUGUUUUUAUACAUUUUAUAUCAAUUUAUACCCAGGGGGAGGGGCGUGGAGACCCCUCCCCACUUUUAGCCCUUCUUUUUGGGGGUGGGGGGAUGUACAUAAAUUUAUAUUUGGGGAGGGGGCGUCACAAAAGACUCUCCCCGUGCCCCCCCACCCCCAAUUUGGGUGGAAAACCAAAGAAUUUGGGAAAACGCCAAAUAAAAAUCAAUGUCGCUUCUGAGGGGUGGGUUAGGGU
Molecule: messenger RNA, 3218 nt
Organism: Poecile atricapillus (Black-capped chickadee)
Lineage: Eukaryota; Metazoa; Chordata; Aves; Passeriformes; Paridae
Gene: ARHGEF1
Product: Rho guanine nucleotide exchange factor 1
Exons: 30
Coding region: 84-3203 (1039 amino acids)
Biological process (GO): G protein-coupled receptor signaling pathway
Cellular component (GO): cytoplasm
Molecular function (GO): guanyl-nucleotide exchange factor activity; G protein-coupled receptor binding
Source: RefSeq, a predicted model, not a curated record